Molecule: messenger RNA, 5803 nt
Organism: Drosophila kikkawai
Lineage: Eukaryota; Metazoa; Arthropoda; Insecta; Diptera; Drosophilidae
Source: RefSeq, a predicted model, not a curated record
CCCCGAAAUAGACCGAUAAAGCUAAGGAAAGCCAAGCCAAGAGGCGCCGCCGCCGAGAGGGAAAAGGAAAAGUAUCAAGAAAAAUGUGUAUUCAAUGUGUGGCAACAGUUUUCGAUAUAACAACGCUCGCAAAGUGGCGAAACGCCUAGUGAAAGUAUACACAUGAUGAUCUCUGCCCGCACCCGGCCUCCACCCAGCCUCCGCCCAUCCACCCGCCCACUGGAGCACUCUGAGUGCGUGCACUUUCGCAUAAACUGAGAAUAUUAAUGUGGCGUAUCUGGCAGCGUAAACAAACAAAGCCCCAAUUGAGCGAUUUCCCCUUCUCCGUCAAGAGCCCCUGAUACCGCGAUGGACUGGGACAAGCCACCACCGACUCCAGCCCAGCAGCCGCCGCCGAAGCCCCGCAGGACCCGUGUCCGGCAGAAUGUCCUGCACUACGAGAGCCUGCCCACAGCCCCGCCGGCCAUGUGCGGCCGCACCGAGGAGAACAUCUUUCAGUUCCCGGCUGUGGCCUCUAGAGCACGCAAUCUCUCCGCCUCGCCCAAGUUCGAGCGAAGGGAGGUCAAGGACCUGCCCGUGUGUGAGCGGGGCAAGCACGCCUGCUCCAAGUGCCUGCCUUACCGCGCGGACAGGGGCACCAUUGAGCCGCUGAAGACGCGUUUAAAUUCUGCCAUCGAGGCCAUGGACGAACUGACCAGAACAUAUGCUCUACUAGAGGGAUUCCUGGAGCAGCGACUGGCCACCAUAGCGGACAACGAGGCGGGCGAACGGGCGGCGGAGCAGGAAGCCAAGAUGGGGGUGGAGGAGGAGCUGCCCUCCACUAGUCAAGCUGCCAGGCAGCGUCCACCUGCGAAGCCGGCCAGGCUGAAUACGACCCACAACGACAACGAGUUCGAGCUGGAGCACUCGCUCACCUGGCUGGAGUCGCUGAUGGGCACAGAGGUGGUGCCACCCUUCAAGCAGGGAAAGUUUAAAAGAAUCAGAGAGCGCAGCAAGUCCAUGAUGGACGACGAUCUAAAUCUUUACAUGAAGGCAGAGCGCUCGGGCUCCAAGCUAAGCACCUCCUCGUCGCGUCCCUACUUGCUGAGACGCCAGAGCACGUACAGUGACAACAAGGCCAAGGUCUCCAAAUGGACCAAGGUCAAGGCCGCCUUCAAGUGGGAGCGGGCCAAUGUUCCGCCCUCCGGUCCAGGGGCGCCGGAAAACAGUGUCCUGAUGCCGCUCAACCAUGAGGUGGAGAGGUACCUCAAAGUUCCCAUUAGCGUGGCAGCCGGCAGCAGCUCGGCGGACAGCAUUAUUAGCUCCUCCUCCGGGCAUAUUAUGAGCGAUACUGGCGGGACACCGGGCACCAUCAGCUCGGCCAGUUCUUUGGACGAUCUCGAGGCGGGCUGCAGGCAGAAUUUUCGUCGCGAUUCCUCCAAGAGCGAUACCCGAUGCGAUUCGCGCACCUCAAACUUCGAGGUGGAACUGCGCAAGUCCGCCACUGAUGAACGCCUGGACAGCAUCAGAUCUUCUGCACCCCCUUUGGCGGCCAAGUCCUCGUCCAGCAAGUCGCUGCGCCGCUCCAGGGCCUUCUCCGACUUCGAGGUGCUGCCAGAGGAUCAUGUGGCGGAGAUUAAGGCUACCAGCAGCCGGCGCCAGAAACUGCCGCCCAGUCCGCUCAAUCUCAGCCAGGUCAACCAGAUAUAUAGUUCGGAUCUGCCGCAGCUGCACUCGCCGCUCAAGAGUCCCAAGGAUUCGCGCAUGCGUCGUGUCCACUCGCCGGGAACAUCCUCCGUGCCCAGCAGCCCAUCCAGGCACUCGGAUUUCUUUGGAGAAUUUGAGAGCGAGGACCUGUCCAGUGGCGAUUUCUCGGAGCCAACCACGCCAAAUCGUAAGAAUUUCCCUCAGAACGCAGAUGACGAGGUAUUUCAACAUUAUCAACUUCUCGUACUCAAACUAGAUUCGGAGUUUAAGAACAAGCAGCGUGAGUUCGAGCGUUCCAGCGCCAGCAACCGCAGCGUCAAAUUGGGAAGCGGAGCCAACUCAGGAGGAGGAGCAAUGGGGCCCAGUGCCGGCGGCAGUGGAAAGCGCAGCAGCGAGGAGCACUCGCCCACUCAGCUGCUUCAGCACAGCGAGCUCAUGUCCACCGACCAGCUGGAGCAGAAUCUCACGCCGCAGUUCAAGAAGAAGCUGCACAAGUGGCGGGCCAAGCAGCAGAACUGCUCGGGCGGAGCUUAUUCAUCGGACCCACCGGCGGCCAGUCCCACGGCCAAGAGCCAGAGCAGCGGUGAGGUGAAGCCCAAGAUUGACUGGAACCUGUGGAGCAUGGGCCAGGUGAAGCUCGAGGGCCAGGGACUGUGUGCCUUGCCCGAUCAGAAGGACCUGCCCGAGAAGUUCCAGAAGAAGUUGGAGCAAUGGAACCGCUUAAAGUGUGCUCCUGUCGGGGGCACCACCUCCGAUAAUGACUCCCUGAAGCGAGGCUCCAAGCACGGUCAGUCCACGAGAAGAGGAUCCGACGAUGAUCGCUGGUACAAGCACAGGCCGCACGACAAGGAAAAAUUGUCCCGCCUCAAGGCCAUCGUGGCGCCCGAUCACACCUCCAAAAAGAUCGAGGUGAAGACCUCCGAUGGCGAGGUAAUGAAGUUCGAGGGCAUCUCCAGGAAGUUCACCCGCAAGCUGUACGAAUGGGAGAAGGCCCGGGGCAUAGGCCCGGAGGCAUCCACCUUUGCCCUGCUGCAUCCGGGCUACUGUCCCAUCGAUGUGCGAAGGAUCAACAAGGAGUGUCAUAAAGCUGCCGCGGAGCACUCGCCCACCCUCAGCCGCUCGCUCUCCCUGGACAGCGUGUCGCCGAACUGCCAGCCCCUGCCUGCUAUCUCCCAGCAGGCCUCGUCCCUGUCCCUCAACGACGUCAACGAUCUCAAGGAGAUCGAGGACAGUGCCGACGCCCUUACCGAUCACGAGUUCAAGAAGUACGAUGAGCCGGAGGCAGUCAUGGUCGAGGUGGAGGAGCACAUUCACGACACCGCCUCGCCCCUGGUUACCGCUCACACCCUGGUGGAGCAGCAGACGCCCAUCUACAAGUACGAGGAGGUGCAGUGCAACGACUAUGUCAACUCUCGCCGCGUGCAGAGCUUCGAGUCGCACACAAAUCUGGCCCCAUUGUUAGGAGCUCUGAAACGUGCCGACGAUCUAUUUGGCCAACUGAGGAAUGCCUCGCCCGACCUGCCGGAACAGCCAUCCAUGCGGGACUGCGAGGCCGCAUUGCUGAGCAUUCGCAGCAUAUAUCCGUACUACUCAAAUAACCUGAUGAAGGCGGGCGUGCUCAACGCCAUAUCGGAUGUCCAGAGCGAGCUGGGAAGGCUCUCGGAACUGAGCCAGAAAUCUCCCCUGGACGAAGCUUGUUGCCAGGAAACCAUGCAGGAGAGAACCCUAGAGUACCUGGAGGAGCUUCAAGGGCUGCACGAGUCUCUGCAGUGCCUCAAGCUGAGCAUACAGGGCGGAACGAAUCGCUAUCCCCGAGACAUUGUGCCCGACAUCAACAUCACCAGCGAGGAUGGCCAGCAGUUGGACUCCAGCUCGGCUUAUGCCACCUGCGACAACUCCAGCCGUGAUCGCCUAGCCCAGGAGGAUAAUAGCGCCAGUGCGGCCUCCCCCAUGGAGCACGAGACGGAGACUAGCACCACCACUGGCACCCUCUGUCGCUCCAGUGCACCGACUAUUAAUCCCGGUUCCCUGGCCAACGGAGGAGCAGGCACGAGUGCAUGUGCCAAGAAGAAGCUGCUGCGUCUGCGCAAGAUGGGUUCCCGGCAGAACAGCAAGACGGAGAGUGACAGCAGCGAUGCGGACACCCACUCGGUUCUGGAGACGCCGCGUCGGCUGCGUCGGAAGAACUUCCGGUUGAAGCAGCGCUCCUUGGACGAUGAUUUCCGGCUUGGAUCUACAGCGCCGGCCAAUGAGCCAGAGGAAAUCGUCUACGGUUCGCUAAAGGUCAGACCGGGACAACUUAUCGAGCAGAGUCAAUGCGUGGCACCGGCUCCAAUUUCCGCCUCCACUACUUCCUCGACACCAUCUACGGUUGCCACUCCGCCUCCCACAAAGGUUGGUGCCUUUGUUCCUCCUCCGUUGCCGGAGUCCAACAACCGAACCUACAACACCAAUGCCAAUGUCUUUGUGAAGACCAAACGUAAGCUGUUCACCACCAUCCCAGAGCCCAGUGCCUUCGAGGGCAUAGCCGUGAUCGAGAAGGAGCUGGACAGUCCUCUGGAGGAGCAGCAAUCAGAAAAGUUGGAGAAAUACGAGAAAUUUCCGAAACUGGAGAGAUCCAAGUGCCAGCCAAGACCUCUUAGCCUGUACAAAUCCAUCAGCUUGGAGCGCAUCUCUUCCUCGCAGCAGCCGUCCAAGGACGAGCUGAGGAAGAGCCAGAGCAGCGAGAACUUGCGUCGGGGAUCUCUCUUGGUGCGUCCACCUCUGGCCAGCGACAGCAUGCAGAGACUGGCCGAGUCCAAGAAAUUGGAGAAGCAGCAGGACCCGAUGGCCAAUCCCCCGGUGCCGGUGCCCAGGAAGGCGCAUCUUUACAAGAAGAACUCGCUGCACAAGUCACACAGUGCCACCGUUGCUAACAAGAUUGAGCACAAGAUAGCCAAGACUGGCUCCGGAUCGACGUUCUCGAGGGCGCCCCCUCCGCCACCGGUGUCCUUGCCAUUGGUCUUGCCCAAUAAGGAGGACAACACCUUGCCCCGCAUCCAGAGGAAGCACCCGAACACGCCCACCAAGGCCAAGCAGUUUGAAUUCCCCCCGACGCAGAUCCUGGCGCCGGAGCGCCCAGCCACGCCACUGUCGGAGCGAGCUAUCCGCCUCCAGUUGGCGAAGGCGCAGUUCCUGCAAAGUGCACCGGUCACGCCCCGACAGGAACCCGAGACACCGCCGCCCAAGGGCAGCGACUCUAUGGUGCUCCAGAAGAGUAUCAGUGCGGGCAGCGUGCGGGCUACCGUCCAAGAGCCACCUAAGCAGCCGCCAGCCUAUCAGGACGUGUCCACGGAUCAGGAGAGCGUGGGCACCUCUAGUGCUUACGAUAGCUUGCCCAGAGCCGUCAGCCGGAGUGCCAAGAUCUCUAGUAAAUUGGGCUUCGCCACGCUCACUUCGAAGCUGAGAAGGGGUCACAAGAAGCCCAAGGAGACGCCCGCCACUUCCGGACCGGGAAGUGCCCUUUCCGCACUCUGCCGGCAAACCCUCAUGGCCGAUGCCAUACCGCAGGCCUUCGGCAUCACCGCCGGCGCCUCGGCAGAGAAGCCGCCACCGAGUCCCACGGGUCGGAAUGUCCUUAAGUCGCACAGCACUCCGCAGGCGGCGGGUCCACCGUCCUCCAUUAACUUCGAUGGCCUGAACAAGUCCCUGAGCGAGCAGUACGUGCGCCAGCUGAAGGAGAGCGACGUCUAGUCAGCGCAUCCCAAGUCCCAAGUCCAGAAUCUAGUCAUAGAGUGAUAUCUGUAAAUUGUCCGAGUGCAUUUUAAGAUCAGGAAAGAGUCCUGUUAGCAGGACUGCAAAAAAUAUAUACAAAAUAUAAUAUUAAGGCUAAGAAUUCAAAAACAAGUGGCAGCCGGGCUCCGUCGAAGGAACGAUACUCAAGUGGUAGCUUUUGCUAUGUAAAUGCAACAGAUCCAAAGAUAUAUCUUUAUUUCCUAACACAUUUUUUUCAGGUGGAACUACUAAAACGUCAUUUUAAAAUGUAUAAAUUGGAAUUUUUUUAAAGCCGAGCUAGGAACUAAUAAAUAAAAUUAAAACUGGAUUUUUAAUGUAAAAACGAAAAUAAAUUAUGAAACUA